GCUCUGCUACCGAAGAGAUCAUCCAGUUCCACAUGAUUCCCGACAUGCGCAAGGCGUUCAGUAGGUUUUUCAGGGAGCACAGUUGCAAAGCAACAUCCCGACAAGUCACCAGGGCAGAGCAAGAUAAGAUUAACCCCACAAGGAAGUCGCUGAUGUGGUACACAUCGGUCACCGUCACUCCUGCCGCGCAAAAGGCGUACGUUGAGAAGUAUCCUGCCAAGGUCGAAGAAUUCAAGAAGAGGCGCGAGGCCGUCUUAGCCGCACGGAACGCAAGAAACGCGAGCGCGAGCAAGACUGCUGCGACGCAGGACCAGCCUGCGGCGAGUGAUUCUGAACUCAAAUGCACCGCAACCGAGCAGCCCCAGCCCUCUGUAACCCAGAUUAAGAAAGUCAAGGCUUAAACCUCAUGCUCUGCUCUCCUCUUCCAAAGUCUCAACACUGUCGGAAUGUUACGCUCCCUUAAUCUUACUGUACGUCCUGUAUAGUCCUC
This is a messenger RNA of Phanerochaete carnosa HHB-10118-sp, 490 nucleotides long. RefSeq lists its product as uncharacterized. The transcript is spliced from 3 exons. Lineage: Eukaryota; Fungi; Basidiomycota; Agaricomycetes; Polyporales; Phanerochaetaceae. The record is from RefSeq and is a predicted model, not a curated record. Bases 33 to 401 code for a protein of 122 amino acids.